UGCUUUGUCAUUCAUUUUUGUAGGGAUCUAUGAAGAUUGUUAUGGAUUGCCUUUUGACACUUAAGGAACAAUUUACCUGUGAGGGAGAUGAUUUUUCAGCCACUAGUGCAACUACCAGGGGUGGAAGUCCUUGUGGGAGUGUAUCUUCUCAUGGAAUUACUUCUCCCCAAUCUGGAGAAGAUAAACUGAAGGUUUUGCAAGAUUCAAAAUUUCAACGAGCUCUUCGUGGUCCUGUCAUGGCAGAGACAUCAACUGCAUUGAUGCGUCAUAUGGGACAUAAGUUCCAUGAGGUAUUUCAAUUGAAACAAGGGCGGUAUGCGGAUCUUUCUGCUGCAAAGAUUUCAGAGAUGAUGAAAUCAAACAGUUUGGAUAAUGCCCCAACUCAGUCACUUUUGAGUGUUGUGAAUGGAAUUUUGGAUGAAAGUAUUGAAAGACAGAAUGGCGAAAUACCUCAUCGUGUUGCGUGCCUUUUGAGAAAAGUUGUGCAAGAGAUUGAACGACGUAUUUCAACUCAAGCAGAACACAUAAGAACUCAAAACAACCUGUUCAAGUCUCGUGAGGAGAAGUACCAAUCAAGAAUCAGAGUUCUUGAAGUCCUUGCUUCUGGGACUGGCGAAGAGACUCUGAUUGUUAAAGGCCAACUUCAACAAAUAAAGCUUGAGAAGUCCAGAAUGGGUGAAAAAGAGAAUUUUGAGGAGGAAGAUGUGAUAAAAUUGAUCAAAGAGAAGGAGGAAAUAAAUCGUGAACUUUCUACAAUGAAGCAAGCAUUGGAAAGGGCCAAAAGAAUGCUUGAACUUGAGAAGUCUGAAAUGGAUGAAAAAAGGAAAUUGGAGGAGGAAGAUGUGAAAAAAUUGAUGAAAGAGAAGGAGCAAACAAGUUAUGAACUUUCUACAUUGAAGCAAGAAUUGGCAUUGGCCAAAAGGAAACUUGAACUUGAGAGCUCCAAAAAGGAUGAAGAAAGUACACAUAAGGAGGAAGAUGUGAUUAAAUUAAUGAAAGAGAAGGAGCAAAUAGACCUUGAACUUUCAACAUUGAAGCAAGAACUGGAAAUGGCCAAAAAAACACUUGAACUCAAAAAGUCAAAAAUGGAUGAAAAAAGUACACGAGAAGAAGCUAUGAUUAAAUUAAUGAAAGAGAAGGAACAAACAAACAUUGAGCUUUCAACAUUAAAGCAAGAAUUGGAAAGAGCCAAGAGGACACUUGAACUUGAAAAGGCUAAAAUGGAUGAAAAAAGAAAACUUGAGGAGGAGGAUGUGAUUAAAAUGAUGAUAGAGAAGGAGCAAACAAAUAAUGAACUUUCAGCAUUGAAGCAAGAAUUGGAAAUAACCAAAAAGACCUAUGAACUGCGUUGCUUGCAAAUGGAAACAGAAGCUAAAGAUGCUAAAGUAGACCUUGAGAAGAGGCUAAAAGAGCUUGGGCACCUCUUAGAAGAUUCAAGGAACAAGGUGAAAGUGCUCGAGGCAUAUUCCAAGUCGCAAAAGGAGAGCUGGAACAAGAAAGAACUCAUUUUCCAGAGUUUGGCAGAGUUUCAGUUUGGUGCAUUGCAGGAACUGAGGUUGUCUUCGGAGUGCAUCAAGCGUGAAAUUUUAAAAGCACAAAAGAGCUAUUCAGAGGAAUUUAAUUGCCUAGGAUUGAAGUUUAAAAAAUUAUCCGUUGAAAGUGAGAACUAUCAUUUAGUAAUUGCUGAAAAUCGGAAGCUUUUUAAUGAGCUGCAGGAUUUAAAAGGAAACAUUAGAGUAUAUUGUCGCGUAAGGCCAUUGUUGUCUGGUCAGGCUGAAAAAAGGACAACAAUAGAGCAUAUUGGUGAAAAUGGAGAGUUGGUUGUCGGGAAUCCUUCCAAACAAGGGAAGGAUGGCAAUCGAUUAUUUAGGUUUAAUAAGGUCUAUGGUCCAAAUGCCACUCAAGGGGAGGUUUUUUCAGACACCCAACCCUUGAUACGUUGUGUUCUUGAUGGGUACAAUGUAUGCAUAUUUGCUUAUGGACAGACUGGUUCAGGGAAAACUUACACAAUGACUGGUCCUAAUGGAGCAACUGAAGAAGAGUGGGGGGUCAAUUAUCGAGCACUCAAUGAUCUUUUCAAUAUCUCUCAGAACAGGAGCAGUUCCUUUAUGUAUGAAGUUGGGGUACAAAUGUUUGAAAUAUAUAAUGAACAAUUGCGUGAUCUACUAGCAAAUGAUAAUGCUCAGAAAAGACUUGGGAUUAAGACUGUUUCCCAAGAAAAUGGUUUAGCUGUGCCUGAUGCUAGCAUGUACCCUGUCAGAUCAACUUCAGAUGUUAUAGAAUUAAUGAAUAUUGGAUUAAAUAACAGAGCUGUCAGUGCUACUGCCUUGAAUGAAAGAAGCAGCCGCUCUCACAGUGUUGUUAGUAUUCAUGUUCGUGGAAAGGACUUGCACACUGGUACUACUUCGCAGGGUAAUCUUCAUUUGGUGGAUUUAGCAGGAAGUGAAAGGGUAGAUCGCUCAGAGGUAACAGGAGAUAGGCUUAGAGAAGCUCAACAUAUAAACAAAUCUUUAUCUGCCCUUGGAGAUGUCAUUUUUGCUCUUGCACAAAAGAGUUCGCAUGUACCCUAUAGAAAUAGCAAGCUCACUCAACUCCUUCAAACCUCUCUAGGAGGUCAAGCAAAGACACUUAUGUUUGUGCAGCUCAAUCCUGAUGUAAGUUCAUAUUCUGAAACUGUAAGUACUUUAAAGUUCGCAGAAAGAGUCUCUGGAGUUGAGCUAGGUGCAGCACGAAGCAGUAAAGAGGGCAAUAUUAAAGAAUUAAUGGAGCAGGUGGCAUCUCUUAAAGACACAAUUUCAAAGAAAGAUGGGGAGAUCGAGCAACUUCAAUUGCUUAAAGAUCUAAAAAAUGCAUAUCCUGGUGUUAAUGGCCAGAAGCAAGGAACAAGCAUAUUAAAGCAUGAUCCUAUGGUAGGGGUUCUGCGAAACCAAAAGCAAUCCUCAAAGGAAACUUCUGAUAGGGAUUACUGUUCAGAAAACGGCGAUAAGUAUUCUGAAGUUGAUUCCCAGCAGUCCGUGGAUGACUUCAAACAACAAAGUAGAUUUCUCAAGCGAUCAAAAUAUUCUGGAGGAGACAUAAAUCAGGAUGCUGAAAUUUCAGAAUAUGGAGAUGGUGACCGUGAAGAUAGAUUAAGUGAUUUUUCUGAUGGUUGUGUUUCUUUAGGAACAGAACCUGAUAUCUUAACAGAUGAAGGCACAAAACCUUUGGAAAAAUCAGAGAAAAAUAAAGUGCUAUCACGAAGCAUACGAAAAUUAGGGGAAACUACGUCAUCAGUGUCCAGAAGCUUGCCAAGAACACCAAGUAUCAGGAAAACUGCUGCUACCAACUCCAUCUCAGUCAAGCCUCCUAGACGAUGGCAGUAAAUAAUUAGAAAUCACGAAUUAACUAUUCCUUCAUUUUUUUUUAAAUAAUAUUCCGUACGUUGUUUCUUUCUUUCAGGGGUGUGAAUUUAUUGUCUAAAUUUUACAGUA
Hevea brasiliensis (rubber tree) is the source of this 3470-nucleotide messenger RNA. Its product is annotated as kinesin-like protein KIN-14P. The transcript is spliced from 18 exons. The record is from RefSeq and is a predicted model, not a curated record. NCBI's taxonomy places the organism in Eukaryota, Viridiplantae, Streptophyta, Magnoliopsida, Malpighiales, Euphorbiaceae. Gene Ontology annotation, biological process: microtubule-based movement. Gene Ontology annotation, molecular function: microtubule motor activity; ATP binding; microtubule binding. The coding region runs from base 30 to 3362 and encodes 1110 amino acids.